CGAGCCGGGCGGCGAGACUACAGCUCCCAGCCCGCUCCGCGGCUCCCAAGGGUGCUGAGCAGGGGCUGCCAUGGCAUGGCGAGCGGCCUCCCCCCGCCUCGGGGCCCACCUGCUGCUGAGCCGCCGCCGGGGGAUCGCCUCCUGCAUUGACCCAUCCGCUGGUCUGACUGAGGAGCAGAAGGAGUUCCAAAAAGUUGCCCUUGAUUUUGCUACCAAGGAGAUGGCUCCUCACAUGGCUGAGUGGGACGAAAAGGAAAUAUUCCCUGUGGAAACAAUGCGGAAGGCAGCCCAGCUAGGAUUUGGUGGAAUCUACGUGAGACCGGACGUGGGUGGCUCUGGAUUGUCACGACUUGAUACCUCUGUAAUCUUCGAAGCUUUAUCAACGGGAUGUACCAGCACCACUGCUUACAUGAGCAUCCACAACAUGUGCGCUUGGAUGAUUGACUCCUUUGGCAAUGAGGAACAGAGGCACAAGUUCUGCCCUUCGCUCUGUAGCAUGGAAAAAUUUGCUUCUUACUGCCUGACAGAGCCAGGAAGUGGAAGUGAUGCAGCCUCCCUGCUGACCUCUGCCAAGAGGAAAGGGGACACCUACGUCCUGAAUGGCUCCAAGGCAUUCAUCAGUGGUGGAGGUGACACCGAUGUCUACGUGGUGAUGUGUCGCACCGGAGGCCCAGGCCCCAAGGGCAUCUCCUGCAUGGUGCUGGAGAAGGGGACACCGGGUCUCAGCUUUGGCAAGAAGGAGAAAAAGGUGGGCUGGAAUUCCCAGCCAACUCGGGCUGUGAUCUUUGAGGACUGCGUUGUUCCUGUUGAAAACCGCCUGGGAGCUGAAGGUCAGGGCUUCAGCAUUGCCAUGAAGGGGCUGAAUGGAGGCAGGAUAAACAUUGCUUCAUGUUCAUUAGGAGCUGCUCAUGCUUCUGUUCUUCUGGCGCAGGAACAUCUCACUGUCCGCAAGCAGUUUGGGGAACCCCUUGCAAACAAUCAGUACCUGCAGUUCAGGCUGGCAGAGAUGGCAACGCGCCUGGUGGCAGCACGGCUGAUGGUACGCAAUGCCGCGCGGGCGCUGCAGGAGGGACGGGAGGAUGCAGCUGUGCUGUGCUCCAUGGCCAAGCUCUUUGCUACUGAUGAAUGCUUUGCGAUCUGCAACCAGGCUCUGCAGAUGCACGGGGGCUACGGCUACCUGAAGGAUUAUGCUGUGCAGCAGUUUGUGCGAGACAUCAGAGUCCACCAGAUCCUGGAAGGUACCAACGAGGUGAUGCGGAUGAUUGUGGCCAGGAAUCUGUUACACGUGUGAAGCCAAGGAGCUAACCUCCAGCCUUCGUGUCCUUCCUCCAUGCCAGCAGGGUCCGUUUCCCUCCCCUGCUCUCUCCUUGGGAGCAGAGAGGGGGAUCGCGGGGUGCCAGCGGUCUGUCUGCCUCGUACAGCGGUCUGUCUGGCACCACAUUAGGACACUGCCCACAGGCUGCCACAGCACCCAGGGUAGCCUGGGGACACAAAUCGCGGCUCUGAGUACGAGCCUCUGUCUGCAAAUCUUGAUUUUUGGAAGAGAAGCACCACCUGCUGCUCCUUUCUGCUGAGCCAGGACAGAAACAAGUCCAGCAAAAUCUUUAUUUGAAGGAACCCAUUGCUCUGCUUAGAAGCCCGUCCUCCUGGACGCUAAACCUCCUCUGGGGACAAGUUCGCUGCAAGCACCGCACCUCAAACCACUGCAGAAAGGGAUCACCUAUUAACUGAGGAGCUUGUUAAUUGAGCCCCGUGUUUAUUUAGAGGCACUCCUCUUCCCCCAGCACCCCUCUCCCGAGGUACGGGCGCUAACCCGGCCCUGCAGCGGUGUGGAGCAGGGAGCGGGGUCCCAGGGGAACCUUGCGCUCUGAGCAGCUCCGAGCAGCUCUCUGCGGUGUCUGUGGGAGUAAAACGUUGGUAAUCCCC
Messenger RNA from Oxyura jamaicensis (ruddy duck), 1926 nucleotides. RefSeq names its product acyl-CoA dehydrogenase family member 8 (gene ACAD8). Gene Ontology annotation, molecular function: acyl-CoA dehydrogenase activity; flavin adenine dinucleotide binding. Bases 71 to 1291 code for a protein of 406 amino acids. The transcript has 11 exons. Gene Ontology annotation, biological process: lipid metabolic process. Lineage: Eukaryota; Metazoa; Chordata; Aves; Anseriformes; Anatidae. The record is from RefSeq and is a predicted model, not a curated record.